AUGCUGUUGAAACUAGACGUUCCCGCCAUCAACCAACGGGCAUCGCACAAAGCUGCAAAGCUGCUGCAAACUUGCCUGGCCGUAGCUCAGACCAGCCGCAGCCCGGUGGAGCCGCUCAUUCGCUUCCUGCGUCACGUCGGCCUCCUGUGGCCUCUUCCGUCGCCCGUUGUCGUGCUCGACCUUGUGCUCGAAAUGUCCCUCUACUGGGGCAUUCCAGUAUGGAGCGCCUUUCGCGUGGACACUUUCAACCGAGACAUCCGUCACAGGCCACUCAUCGUCUUCGGCGAAGCGCGCGAGUUCGACGAGUGGCUCGACCGGAAGCGCGCCAUGCUCCAGACGGCGCAGUACGAACCAUACUUAUCUUCCUACUUGCGACUACUUGGUCUACCUGGCGACCGCAUGAACGACACGAUAGUAGCUAUCGCGUUCGCCGACGGCCUGGUCGAACAAAGCCUGGUUCCGCUUCUGGGCGGCGAAGAGGGCGACGACCUCAUAAUUAUGGCCAGCUUGAUCGGGGGCUCAAACUUGACGGACGCUUUGAACCGGGUAGCCUACUGGAUCAAAGAGAACUACACAGCAGACGACGUUCUCCGCGUGCAUAACAUUCAGCUCUUAUUGGCGAUCUUGCGGCUCACGGCGAUGACACCGGCGGGUGUGCUCUCAUUGAGUUUUGGAUGGAACGUGGCUCGACAGCUGGGCCAGUACGUGUCUCGCGAACUGGCCAUGGUGCAGUACUUCGCAUUCGAGGCGGCAGACAAGAGCCUGCAGCAGGACUGCUUAGAUUUCGUGUGGUCUUUCAUGACUAUCAGUGUAGGCACACCCUACGUGGUGCACACUGCUUCUACGGAACUCCGUCAAAGUGUUGCCGGCCUCAUCAGGCAGCUUCGAGACAGCCUCGAGAGCAUCAUCCGUGGCAGUGCUGUGCUGACGCGAGACCACCACGAGAAUGUGCUCUUCUGGCCCGAAGGCGUCCGGGGCGAACGUGACGUGAACAGGCUUUUUGGAGACGUGCCCGAUUUGCGGAUGCCUGCGUUUCUGGACAACUGGUUCCUGGCCCGUCGAGCGAUGCGGAACUUCACCUUGACCGCCGCGGCGGAGGUAUACCACUUCCCAUUGCUGAGCACCGCGCCGCUUUACGACGCCGGCAACAACGUGAUCGCGGUGCCAGUGGGCGCCGCCGCCUUCCCCAUGUACUCGCCGGCGCUCGUGCCGGCCACCAACUUCGGUGGCCUGGCGCGCACCCUGUCUGCCACGCUAGCCGGUGCCCUCUUCUGGGAGCGCCACCCGUGGGUGCGGGGCGCUGCGCUCUCGCUGUACCGGCGCCGGCUGGACUGCCUCGUGGCCAUGUACCACACGUACCAGGGACGCGCCCUCCUGAGAGCACAAGGGCGCUCCCACGCCAUCGAUGGCGUGGACGAGUUGGCAGUGUUCGCCGCCUCUUGGAGCCUGGCGCCGUUGCACCGUGCAUACCGCGCCGCCGCCGCGCACUCCCCACGCAACACCCUAGGUGGAGAGCGCAGGCUCGACUCGGAACAGCUGUUUUUUGCGAGUUUCUGCUACACGCAGUGCUCGCGCGAAGACUCGCUCGACAGUCGGCUCCAGUGCAACGUGCCUCUCCGAAACUUCCCGGCCUUCGCCAGCGCCUUCCGCUGCUCUAGGGACUCCUACAUGAAUCCGCACCACCGCUGCCUCAUGUGGUAG
This is a messenger RNA of Dermacentor silvarum, 1701 nucleotides long. RefSeq names its product neprilysin-1. Gene Ontology annotation, cellular component: plasma membrane. Gene Ontology annotation, molecular function: metalloendopeptidase activity. The coding region runs from base 1 to 1701 and encodes 566 amino acids. Lineage: Eukaryota; Metazoa; Arthropoda; Arachnida; Ixodida; Ixodidae. The record is from RefSeq and is a predicted model, not a curated record. Gene Ontology annotation, biological process: protein processing. The transcript has 4 exons.